Molecule: messenger RNA, 3102 nt
Organism: Vitis riparia (riverbank grape)
Lineage: Eukaryota; Viridiplantae; Streptophyta; Magnoliopsida; Vitales; Vitaceae
Product: receptor-like protein kinase FERONIA
Exons: 1
Coding region: 199-2808 (869 amino acids)
Biological process (GO): protein phosphorylation
Molecular function (GO): protein kinase activity; ATP binding
Source: RefSeq, a predicted model, not a curated record
AAGCAGGCACGAGCCUCGAGCUUUAGACUCAAAUCAUUUGCUUUCUUUUAAUAUAUCAUCUACGCGCUGCUACCCUGUCUAUCUCCUCCAAUAUUUGCUUCCUUCCACCAUAACUACUCUAUUAUUUGCCAGAGGAUGUUGCAGAAAUCGGAUUUUUAAUACCUUCCAACUGUUAUAGUCAGUCUCUUGCAUGGUCAGAUGAACCCGAAACAAAGACACCUCUUUCGCCUCUCAAUUCUCACCAUUUACUGCUCCUUCUUCUUUCAUCAUUGGACACUUGUCUCUGCCAGUAACGCCUCCGCCCCUUAUACUCCCACGGAUGUUAUACUUCUUAGUACUGGCUCAUCCGGCAACUCCACUGCCGACGAUGGGCGGGCGUGGACUGGGGAUAAUGGCUCGAAAUUUGCUCCGUUCCCACAAUCUAAAGAAGCUACGUUGGCCGACCAGCGUUCCGCAAUUGGAGUCCCCUACUCCACAGCUAGAUUCUCUCGUUCCCGUUUCACCUACACUUUCCCUGUCACAGAUGGCCCCAAAUUCGUAAGACUCUACUUCUACCCAAUUUCAUAUUCAGAGUUAGAAGAGUCAAAGGCCUUGUUUUCUGUCGGCUCAGGCCCAUACACCCUCCUUGCCAACUUCAGCGGUUAUCUUACAGCAGAGGGGCCAAAUGCCAGCAGAGAAUUCUGCAUAAACGUUGAAAAGGAGGAUCAAGUAUUGCAUGUAACCUUCACUCCAAGUUCUUCAAAUGACUCCUAUGCUUUUGUGAAUGGAAUUGAAAUCUUCUCAAUGCCCCUAAACCUCUAUGAUGCGGCAGAAGAUAGGGAAGUCCCAUAUGUAGGCCAAAUAACAAAUUAUCAGAUUGAGAGCAGCACUGCACUUGAGACCGUGUAUCGUUUAAACGUUGGGGGUCCCUCCAUCAAAGCAACAGAUGACUCCGGUUUGUUUAGGGUCUGGUCUUUUGAUGAUCCCUAUGUGAAGGGUGAGAGUGCUACCGAUUCGUCCCCCCCAGGUGUUAGAAUCAAAUACACAGAAGAUACACCUGCCUAUGUUGCACCUCAAGAAGUCUACCUAACGUCCCGGUCACUGGGUCGUAACCGAGUGAGGAAUAGGCAGAACAAUCUCACAUGGAUAUUACCUGUUGAUUUGGGAUUCAUGUAUCUGGUCAGGCUCCAUUUCUGCGAAACCCUUCCGGAAAUCGUCGAUGUGAGUGAUAGGCAAUUCACUAUUUAUAUUGAUAGUCAGAUGGUCGUAGAGGCUUUUGAUGUGAUUGCCUGGAGCAAAGGUAACGGCAUUCCAGUGUUCAAAGACUAUGCUGUGAGGAUUGAAUCUAAUGGAAGCAAAGGUAAGUACGAUCUCCCCAUAGAUCUGGGCACUAGGCCUGGGUACAGUAAGUAUGUUGAUGCGGUCUUAAAUGGGAUUGAAAUAUUUAAAUUGAACAAGACUGAUGGCACUCUGGCUGGACAGAACCCUGAACCUCCAAAUACUCAACCUUCCCUGCCAGCCACCAAGAAGUCUACAAAUAAGAAAACAAUGAUUAUUGCCAUUGGUGCUGCUGUCAUGGUGGGUUUAGUAUUGCUUUCACUACUACUUUACAUCAUUUUCCGGCCACGAAGGAAGACCAGGUACUAUAAUUCUUAUAGUAGAAAAUCUUGGUGGUUGUGGUAUUGGUGUUGGGGCCAAGGCAAAUCAAAGUCUUCCCGAACCAAAGCCUCGUCACUGCCAGAGGAACUUUGCCUUCAGUUUCCACUGGCCGAGAUCAAAGAAGCCACCAAUAACUUCCAUGAAAGUUGCAUCAUCGGCAAGGGAGGAUUUGGCAAUGUCUACAAAGGUAAUAUCAGUGAUCUGGACAAUGCCGUAGCAAUCAAACGCUUAAAUCCCAUGUCAAGGCAGGGAGCCCAUGAGUUCAAAACGGAGAUAGAGAUGCUUUCUAGUCUCCGCCACGGCCACCUCGUCUCCCUGAUCGGCUACUGCAAUGAAGGACGUGAAAUGAUCCUCGUGUAUGAAUUCAUGAACAAGGGGACCCUCGGUGACCAUCUCUAUGAAACUAACAACGACCCUCUACGUUGGAGGCAAAGGCUCAAAAUCUGCAUUGAUGCAGCCCGUGGACUGGACUAUCUUCACACAGGCGCACCACAGAAGGUGAUUCACCGCGACGUGAAGACCACCAACAUUCUCUUGGAUGACAAAUGGAUAGCUAAGGUUUCGGACUUCGGAUUGUCCAAAAUUGGACCAACUAGCAUGCCCGUGGAAACGAUGGUUAAGGGCACAAGGGGUUACUUGGAUCCGGAAUACUACAGGCGUGGACAACUAACAGAGAAAUGUGAUGUCUACUCAUUUGGUGUGGUUUUGCUAGAAGUACUGUGUGCCCGGAAACCACUGAAUCCGAGACUUGGCACGGAUGAAGCCAAUCUAGCUCACUGGGCCAAAUUCUGCAUCCAGAAGGGGACAUUUGAUCAGAUAAUUGAUCCCUAUCUUAUAGGCAAGAUAUCACCCGCGUGCCUGAAGAAAUUCGUGGAGAUUGCUAUGAGCUGCGUGCAAGAUCAGGGAACCGAUAGGCCAAUGAUGGCCGAUGUGGUUGACAAUCUUGAGUUCGCAUUGAGGCUUCAGGAGAGUGCAGAAAAAGCGGAGGGUACUAUUGUUGAUCCUGUCGUCCUCUACAGGGACGUAUCCUUCAGUUCAGCAAUCACAGGCACUUCCAACGACCUUGAAAGUGGAGUUGCGGCAGAUUCAAGCGCCAGUGGCUGUACCGGAACCGGAACUACAACGUCUGACUGCACGACAUCUAAGGCCACCAAUUCCUCUGGCGUAUGAUUUCUUUCCACUCAAAUGGUUUGUAAUUUUAAAUCUACGCUCCCGUGAUUAGUCUAAAAUAUGUAUAAUAUUAUAAAAUGCCCCAAUAACUGGGAGAUAGUGUGCAAAAUAAGGAGUUUGCAAGACAUAUGUAGGAUUUUUAUCAUCAAAUAGCCAACUUAGAUGUACGUGGCAUAAAAAAACAAGCAUUAGUUUUGGUUCAGUUGAUAAUUCAGCUGUCCCUUUGGUCUAUUUUAAUUUGUUUCCUGUUGUAUGUUUUAUAAGAUUAAAAGUUUCUAUUAUUAUUUUGAGAAC